GUCAUGAGGCUACGGAAGUCAGGUAACUUAGUUAACCUAAAAAUAACCGAACUGUCAUCGCUUAACUUAGUGAAUAGCGUCUUAUCUGUUAAUUCUUUCCUUGAGCUUCUGAGCCCGUCCUGGCGCUUGACUACUAACAAUCCACAUUUCCCAGAUUUAAAACCAGCUUUGAGGAACAUUCUUCUUUUCUGACACGACAAGUCGGUAAGGACGCGUUGACUGGAUCUUUGUCGAUAUGCCUCCAAAGAAGCCGAAGGGCGCAACGGCAAACAUCUCCAGCUCCAUCGAGUCUGAGGACAUCAGUCUGGAGACAACAGUCCCCACAGAGGACAUAUCGUCUUCGGAUGAGAAAGAUGGCGCAGGGAAGGUCACAAAACAGCUUCUAGAAAGAAAAGAGCUGCUUCAUAACCUUCAAAAACUGAAGAUAGAUCUGUCACAGAAAAAUCUGCUCAUAGACAAUCUCAAAGUGGACCACCUUACCAAAAUAGAAGAGCUGGAGGAAAGGCUGAACGAUGCUCUCCAUCAAAAACAGGUGCUCGCUCUGCGUCUGGACAGCCAGCUCAAACUCCAGCAGGAUGAAAACAGGAAGCAGCAAGCCCUGAGGAAGCAGGAGAUGGACACCAUCAUGCUCAGACAGAAGCAGCUGGAAGAGACGAACCAUCAGCUGUGUGAUCGAGCAGGUGACCUCCGCAGGAGCCUGAGGGACCUGGAGCUGUCUGAGGAGAAGUACAUUGAGCUGAAGGAACUGACUGAGGACAAACUCACCAUCCCUGAAUAUGUGGCGAUUCGGUUCUAUGAGGUCGUGAACCCUCUGAGGGCUCUUGCGACUGAGCUGCAGGUGAAAAAGGCUAACCUGACCGAGGAUCUGGACAGUCACCGCAACCAAAUUAGAUCACUAAUGGAGAGUUAUGAGGAAGAGAGGAGAGCACGCUCCGAACUGGAGAUCCGCUGUCAGAGACUCACGCUAGAACUUGCUGACAGCAAGCAGCUUAUUCAGGAAGGAGACUACAAACGAGAGAACUAUGAUAAAAUCAAACGAGAGAGAGAUGAGAAUGAAACUGAGGUGAGAGAGUUGAGGAAGAAGUUAGAAAUACUGGACCUCACACACACUGCCCUGACCAAAGAGAGGAAUGAGCUACAUAAAGAGGUAGCUACUCUGCAGCAGUCUGUAACAUUGAUGCAGAAGGACAAGGAAUAUCUAAAUAAGCAGAACAUGGAGCUUAAUGUGCGCUGUGCUCAUCAAGAAGACCGUCUGGACAGACUGCAGACCCAGCUUGAGGACACAAAGAAGGCCAGGGAAGAUGCCUAUGAAAAAUAUGUUGCUUCUAGAGAUCACUAUAAGACAGAGUAUGAAAACAAACUGCGUGAUGAACUGGAGCGCAUUCGAAUGAAGACCAGUCAUGAGAUCGAGAGCCUGCAGAGGGCAUCUAAAGAGAUGUAUGAGAGAGAGAACAGAAACCUUCGUGAAACCCGAGAUAAUGCUGUCAUUGAGAAAGACAGAGCAUUGAAUGCAGAAAGAGAUUCCCAAGCCAAAUAUGAUCAACUUUUAGACCAGUUCAGGCAGCUGCAGCUGGGUUCAGACAGCAGGGUGGCAGAACUGCUUAACCAGGUGAAGCUGAAAAAGUUUGAGUUGGAGCGUUCCCAGAUGGUCCAGGAGGAGACCGCCAGGAACCUCAGCCUUUGUCAAAUUGAGUGUGAGAAACACCAGAAAAAACUGGAGGUUCUAACAAAAGAGUUUUACGGGCUUCAGACAUCAUCAGACAAACGCAUCACAGAACUGCAAGCUCAGAAUUCUGAAAGGCAAGCACGACUGGAGACAUACGAGCGAUUGGAAAAGGAGCUGGACGAUGUUACCAUGCAGGCUGCAGAGAUUGAAAAUGAAGAUGAGGCAGAGAGGGUGCUGUUUUCAUAUGGUUAUGGUGCAAACAUUCCAACAACUGCUAAGAGAAGACUGAAGCAAAGUGUUCACUUGGCACGUAGGGUUCUGCAGCUGGAGAAACAGAAUACGCUGCUUCGGAGAGACCUGGAAAGACAUACGGCGCACAGCAGCCAGAUCUCUGAAGAGUUGGAGGCAGCCAACCAGCUUCUUCAGCAGGCCCAGCAGCCACACAGCUACCUGAUUGAGACCGUACGGCAGAGAGACACCCAGAUCCACACACUGAAAGACCGUCUCACGCAGUUAGAGGAGGAAGUGAGUGCACUGCGGAAAGAGAAGAAUGCACUACUGCAGGUGAAAAACAACAUGGCUGCUGAUUUGGAGAGACUCCUGAACCACAGAGAGGAACUUUCCGUCAUGAAGCAAGUCCUUAUUAGCAUGCGCUCACAGCAGCACGGUGGACCUCUGUCUCUCGAGGCCGAUGGUACGGGGACCGCUGUUCACAGACCCAAAGUUUUAAAAAGCACAGAUGAGGAGCAAUACAACUAUGGGCCCAAACCCACAGUGUUUACCAAUAAAGAAGUCCCAGAAUGGUAUAGAAAACUCAAACGGAAAACCAAGUAGGGACUUGUUCAACUUGUUUAAGAGUUUAAGGAUGCUCCAUGUCAUGCAAUCACUGAUGAACUCUGUUUAAGUUUAAGACCUAUUACAUAACUAGUUACACAGGUUUGUUGUGUAGUCAUUGUAAACCUAAAACUAUGAUUUAUUUUAAUAGUAAUAAACCAUUGUAUGUUGU
Rhinichthys klamathensis goyatoka is the source of this 2672-nucleotide messenger RNA. It is a transcript of the gene pibf1, whose product is annotated as progesterone immunomodulatory binding factor 1. Gene Ontology annotation, biological process: cilium assembly. The transcript has 17 exons. Gene Ontology annotation, cellular component: centriolar satellite. Bases 236 to 2500 code for a protein of 754 amino acids. The record is from RefSeq and is a predicted model, not a curated record. Lineage: Eukaryota; Metazoa; Chordata; Actinopteri; Cypriniformes; Leuciscidae.